GUUCGAAUCCAUGAAGGAUGCAGCAGAUCCGAUUCGAUCAGGCAACUCAUGGGCAAAGCUCAAAACGUAAAUGCAAUAUCGAGCCAUUCACUUAGGUGCAUAGAGGCAAAUCCUGGUGAUUAGUGAAUGAAAAACACGAAGUUCCCGAGGCCGUGCAGCUUGGUACGUAAAACAGGAAUGGCCGUUUGCAAAGUGCCGAGGCAUUGACGUAUUGGUUCAUAAAGGUAGCUCAUCUUCGCCUUCACGUUUCUCCGCACUUGACCACCCAUUCUCUUUGAUAUCUCGAAUCUUACUUCGAUCAAUCAUAAAGAUAAUUCGAAAUGACUGAACGACUAAGACAAUUUGCAGAGCAGCUCGUUGGCAGCAAGAGCCCAAUGGAUCAAAUAACAUCCAAAAACCCAGACGAUGUCGUUAUCACGCUUGCCAUCCGCACGCCAUUAUGCAAAGGCGGAAAGGGCGGUUUCAAAGAUACCCCGCUCGAUGCCAUAGUCUACAAGCUACUGAAAGAGGUGGUGCAACGGAUGAACAUGGACCCUGCGCUGAUCGAAGAUGUUUGCUUGGGCAAUGUCAAUGACGCCAAAGCGGCGUACUAUAUUCGAGCUGCGUCUCUUGCUGCUGGCAUUCCCAACACCGCCGGUGCAUCCUCAGUAAAUCGUUUCUGCUCAUCUGGCCUGAAGGCAGUGCAGGAUAUUGCAAACCAGAUCACUCUGGGUAGCAUUGAUUGUGGUCUGGCACUUGGCGCAGAAUCGAUGACCUUCGGUGGCGACCGCCUCAAUCGGCCAUUCGCCGAGGAGAUUCUGCAGAACCAGGAUGCUGCGGACUGCAUGCAACCUAUGGGUCAAACAUCUGAGAACGUUGGCAGCGACUUUAACAUCACUAGAGAAAUGCAGGACAGAUACGCUUACGAGUCCUACAGGAGAGCAGAGAUUGCCCAAAAGGAAGGUUGGUUCGAUGAUGAGAUUGUCCCCAUCACCACUGAGAUCAAGGACCCGAAGACUGGUGAGAUGAAGACGGUCACUCUGACCAAGGAUGAGGGUCCAAGAUGGGGUACUACCUACGAGGCGCUUUCGAAGAUUCGUCCUGCUUUCCCACAGUUCGGUAACAGAUCGACUGGUGGCAAUUCGUCGCAGGUGACCGACGGUGCCGCAGCCGUCCUGCUUAUGCGAAGAUCCAUGGCUGAGCGUCUCGGCCAACCAAUCAUGGCUAAGUUCGUCAAUGCCACCGUUGCUGGUCUGGCUCCGCGCAUCAUGGGAAUCGGACCUUCAAUCGCUAUUCCAAAGUUACUCAAGAAGCUCCAGAUCACCCUGGACGACGUCGAUGUCAUUGAGUUGAACGAGGCUUUUGCGUCUAUGGCCGUGUACUGCCUGAACAAACUCAACAUUGAUCACACAAAGAUGAACAUUCGUGGUGGUGCCAUUGCGCUGGGUCAUCCUCUAGGAGCUACCGGCGCACGACAGAUCGUUACUGGCUUGAGCGAGUGCAGAAGGCAGAAGAAGAAGAUCCUCCUGACUUCAAUGUGCAUCGGAACCGGACAAGGCAUGGCGGGCCUGUUCGUGAACGAGCAGCUAUAGCUUGAUUAUUGAACACAUGUGUACGAUGUAGUUUCUCAGUAGAUAAAAAAUUUAACAACGAGUAACUUUACGCCUCUCUGAAACA
Messenger RNA from Verruconis gallopava, 1656 nucleotides. RefSeq lists its product as uncharacterized. Bases 321 to 1571 code for a protein of 416 amino acids. The transcript is spliced from 4 exons. The record is from RefSeq and is a predicted model, not a curated record. NCBI's taxonomy places the organism in Eukaryota, Fungi, Ascomycota, Dothideomycetes, Venturiales, Sympoventuriaceae. Gene Ontology annotation, molecular function: acetyl-CoA C-acyltransferase activity. Gene Ontology annotation, biological process: fatty acid beta-oxidation; phenylacetate catabolic process. Gene Ontology annotation, cellular component: peroxisome.